CGCAGCGUCAGCCGGCAGAUGGUGGAGCUUGCGAUCCGGCAGGGGUUUGAGCUCCGGGCGGAGCAUAUCGCGGGCGUCGAGAAUGUGCGCGCAGAUCGCCUCAGCCGGCAGCUCAGCACCGCAUGGCGCACCGCCGCUGCUUAGGGCUGGCAGCCGGCGACUACCCGGGUGGGUGGUACCUUUGCGCCGGCUGCGUGUUGGCGGCGGCGGGCGUUGGGGCGGAGGCUGCCGAAGGCUACGUGAGCGGACUCGCCAAACGAUGGGUAGUGCAGGUAGGCAGCGCAUUGGCGGCCCGGUCUGCGGCCACCUAUGAGGCGGGGCGCCAGCGGUUCCUGAGGUUCUGCGUCGUUGUUCUGCGCCUGAGCGAGCAGGAUGCUUUCCCUCGGGCCCGGGGCCAGGACCUCAACCGCUUCCUGGUCUGCCUCUUCAUCACCCACGUGGUAGAGGCCAGUAAGGAGCACGGGCGAUGGAAGUCCCGGGCCGUAGAUGUGUACACUCGAAAGUCAGUGGCAGUCAGGCGGGCGGUGGUAGAGCAGAUGUGAUAAGGGAUAGGGAAAGGGGGGUUGUCUCUGCGUGGGCCUUGGAUAGGAGCAGGCCACGCAGAUUGGGUCCGUUGCCGUGCCAGCAGUAAUGCGUGUUAGCAGGUUAGCUGAGUACGUAAGAGGGCACGGGUAGCGCGUCAGGGGCCCAGUUGUUUCAUUCCCCCUUCUUCAGUUGGCUUCUCCCGGCAUGACUGGCUAUUUGGUUGGAGAGAGAGUUAAGGUGUUAUCGUGUUAUGGUAUAGGGUGGCUAUGUCACGAGCCACUACG
Molecule: messenger RNA, 809 nt
Organism: Astrephomene gubernaculifera
Lineage: Eukaryota; Viridiplantae; Chlorophyta; Chlorophyceae; Chlamydomonadales; Astrephomenaceae
Source: the annotation of a GenBank genome assembly